Messenger RNA from Lodderomyces pseudojiufengensis, 660 nucleotides. RefSeq lists its product as uncharacterized. The transcript has a single exon. The coding region runs from base 1 to 660 and encodes 219 amino acids. Lineage: Eukaryota; Fungi; Ascomycota; Pichiomycetes; Serinales; Debaryomycetaceae. The record is from RefSeq and is a predicted model, not a curated record.
AUGAUAAGAGGGAACUGGAGUCUAGCUCAAGAAUUCAAGCAAAAUGAGAGAAAGCAACAGCUCAAAGUACAGAAAAGGCAAAAACAUCAACAUAAGUUAGAGAAGCUAAAGAACAUUGAUCCAAUAAAACUAUUUCAUAGAAUUGAGAAUUUAAGAAAUAAAUCAUCAAAAACAGACAAUGAUAUAGAGUAUUUGUCCAAACUCGAAGAGGACUGGUCGUUCAUUGAAAAAAAUGACUUACACAGCAACAAAGUGAAGGAAAUACUCAGAGAUCAACAAAAGAAACUAAAGUUGAAACAAAAGGAAGAGACUACGUUAUGGGGCAAGGAUUCAAUUUAUUUUAAUCCCGAAUUAAAUCCUUUAGGUAAAGUCCCACAGGUCGAGAGUUUGGGCUUUAAAUUAAGUCAGCCUUUAAAAAACUUGAAAAUCAAUCAACUCAAAAAGGUCAAGAAAUAUGAAUAUGAUCCAUUAAUUGAAAAAUUAGGUGUUAGAUUACCUGAUGGUCAACCUCCAAAAUUUUACAAAUAUGUACAAAACACCAAAAAGCCAUCUAAAAGAAAUCAAAAAUCCAUGCAAGACGAAUUGAAACUAAAUACGGAUAAUCUGCUAGAAAUAGAAGGAAAUACCGAAGAACCAUUUUACAAGAAACAAAAAGGGUAG